CAGUGGCUCUUGGACAUUCAACAACCACUUGCUCAUUCUGCAGAAGGUGGAUAAAGGCGUUGAUCCUAUUUAGCUUCUAGAAUUUCAGUUGAAUUCCAGGUCCAGAUGCAUGACAUGCCGACAGAGUCUAUAGUGAAGACAAUGGCGAAGCAGCUGGGACAUUCCAUUGGCACCUAUAUUAAAUAUGAUCUUAAUAAUAAUAAUCUCAUUAUGGUUGAAUCGAUUUCCAGAAAGUAUUUUGCUCAACCUAGUAGCAUCAAUCUCGGACCAUCCACCCAUAUUUCUUUGAACGGUUAGCUUCCCUACCAUAAAUACGUAGCUCAUUUUCGGUUUGAGAAUACUUAAAAUUUGGAUUUGGAUCUUCCUAAAGUUGUCCGUUAGGAUGGGAAUCUUGCAACUCAGUAAUAUCAUUAAUAAAAUACAAGCACCUGUUUGACAGACUUUCAAAUGGGGUGUGGAUAUCAGGAAUUAUUUUCACACAAAAAUCCGAAAACAUUAGUAGGAAAUAUCGGGUUUGUGAGGGAUCAGACUGGGAUGGCUCUGAUUAUCGCAGGGAUAUAUACAGUCAAGAAGGAACUAAACCAUGUUCUUGAACAUGAAAAGGCAUUCUGGAAAGAAAGGUUCAACUCUUUUUAUUUGCGAAGGCCUCUCUGCUCUUUUUCGAAGGGUUGAGUCUCAAAGUGCUAUCAUGGGUGUCAGCUUAAUAGCCAUGCCCCUUGGAUUUCUCAUUUAUUGUUUGCAGAUUACAUCUAUUUUUACUUCUGAUCCUCUAAGAAUGAAGCACAGGUUGGUAAAAAUAUCUUUUAUUCCUAUGAACUAGCUUCGAGGCAGGUUCGAGAAUUUUCUUAGUAAUAAUAUUGAUCCGUUAUUGCAAAAGAACAUUUCUGAUAUUCUACAGGUCUCUACUACUCUUAAUCAUGGCUGUUACUUGGGAGUACCUCUUUUAUCGAAAGGAUUAAACAAGCAAUUUUCUCCUAUUUGGAGGAUAAGCUUCGCAAUUAAUUCAAAUUUGGAAAUUUUGGUUUCUCCUAUUUAUUUAUUUUUCUCUUUUUCUUAUAUUAUUUUGAAUUUGAAGGGAAAUUAAAAAGAAAUUUUCAGGACUUUUUUUAUAAAAGAGGUGUAAGACAAAUUCUAUGCAAAAGGGGGAGAGUGUCAGGGAGACGAAGGAUGAGAGAAAGCGUCGUGCAGGGUGGUGGUGUAGUCGGUGUUUAGAAGUGGUUGGUGGUGGCUACGGAACAUGUGCAUUUACAAUUCAGUGCCUACAAAUACGAACUAGAAACUUACCUAUGCAAGGACAUUUAAGUAAAUUCAACUCCAUACAGAUAACCACAAACCCUAUUCCCAAAAAACCGUUUCAGUUCAAAUCGAAACACUCUCCUAUUCUUUCUCACACUGUCUCGCAUUGCCUCAAAAACCGUCCAAACUGCACCUACAAAUGCAAACCUCUCCUCCAAUUUACCACUUUUUUUUCUAUUUUCUUUACUUAGACGAAAAAAUGACUAUCAAGAACACAGAAUCCGACCCAGAUUUCUAUUUUCCAUCUUCUUCUUCAAUUCCUAUCACAACCCAUUACAAGAAACUGCGUAAAAAACGCACCAAAUCAUUACACAUAGAGUCCCAUUUGAUUCCUUCUACUGUUAUUAAGCCAAAAAGUUACAGCAAGAAACCUGACCCAUCUGCUCCUAAAAUCACAGAGCCAUGUACGGAGUGUGGAAAGAGGUUUUGGUCAUGGAAAGCACUAUUUGGCCACAUGAGGUGUCAUCCUGAACGACAAUGGCGUGGUAUUAAUCCACCACCUAAGUAUCAAAGGCCCAAUUUGCAAAUUGAACAAUUGGGGAACGCUAAUGAAGCUAUAAUGACUGCAGAGGAUCAUGAAGUGGCUGCUUGUUUGUUAUUAUUGGCUAAUAGUGAAAGUGGAACAAUACUAGAAACUGCUUCUGCAGGUUGUAGUCAUUCUCAAGUUCAAAAUGACAUGGUUAAUUGUCGUUUUGAGUGUUCUAGUUGCAAGAAAGUAUUUGGUUCCCACCAAGCAUUAGGAGGCCAUAGGGCUAGUCACAAGAAUGUGAAGGGCUGUUUUGCAAUUACUAGAAGUAGUGAUGGUUGUGAGAUGGUUGAUGAGGAAAAUAGUGGCGAUGUGAAGGAGAUAAGUGACAAUAAUUUGGAGGAUAACAGUAUAAACAAUAAAGCAUUAAUGGUUUUAGGUCACAAAUGCAGUAUCUGUUUAAGGGUUUUUUCUAGCGGGCAAGCAUUAGGCGGACACAAGAGAUGCCAUUGGGAGAAAUUAGAAGACACAGCUUCUUUAUCAAUGAAUAAUCAAGGCAAAGAAGGUUUUGGGUUAGACCUAAAUUUGCCUGCCCCAGUUGAAGAAGAAUCAUCCUCUUCUUAUUCUUCAAGCUUUACCCUAGAUUUGAGAUUGGGUCUUUGAAGGAGAAGAUACAUAAUGGGGUCUUUCUUUUUUCUUUAUUUUGAUUUGGUUGCAAAAAGUUGUAUGUGAUUACUUGUAGGAUUACUUGUAUUCUAUUGUUAGUGUUAGUGUAUGAACUCUUGUAUGAAAUAUUGUUAUUGAUGCUCCAAAAUUGGGAAGCAUAAAUUGCAUAUAUAAACAUAUGUGUGGGUGUUUUCGUGUUACAUAUAUAGUGAAAAGUUUGUUAAAAACACUCAGCUUUUGAUUGUUCAUAAAUUACAGUUGUUUAUGUAUUAAGACUGGUGAAUCAUUUUAUAUUA
Messenger RNA from Jatropha curcas, 2724 nucleotides. Its product is annotated as zinc finger protein ZAT3. The record is from RefSeq and is a predicted model, not a curated record. NCBI's taxonomy places the organism in Eukaryota, Viridiplantae, Streptophyta, Magnoliopsida, Malpighiales, Euphorbiaceae.